Cyclopterus lumpus (lumpfish) is the source of this 1695-nucleotide messenger RNA. RefSeq names its product T-box transcription factor 19 (gene tbx19). Gene Ontology annotation, biological process: regulation of transcription by RNA polymerase II; positive regulation of DNA-templated transcription; heart morphogenesis. Gene Ontology annotation, cellular component: nucleus. The record is from RefSeq and is a predicted model, not a curated record. NCBI's taxonomy places the organism in Eukaryota, Metazoa, Chordata, Actinopteri, Perciformes, Cyclopteridae. The coding region runs from base 1 to 1233 and encodes 410 amino acids. Gene Ontology annotation, molecular function: DNA-binding transcription factor activity, RNA polymerase II-specific; RNA polymerase II cis-regulatory region sequence-specific DNA binding. The transcript has 8 exons.
AUGGCAGAGGGGUCGGUACCGGCGGGGGGGUCGGUACCGGCGGGGGGGUCGGUACCGGCGGGGGGGGUCGGUACCGGCGGGGGGGUCGGUACCGGCGGGGGGGUCGGCAGCUCGGCCGAGCACUGCAUGUCUCGGCUGCUGAGCGCCGUGGAGAGCGAGCUGCAGGCCGGACGGGAGAAGGGCGACCCGACGGAGAGGGAGCUCCGGGUGUCGCUGGAGGAGGAGGAGCUGUGGAGCAAGUUCCACCUCAUCACCAACGAGAUGAUCGUCACCAAGAACGGGCGCCGCAUGUUCCCGGUGCUGAAGGUCAGCGUGUCCGGUCUGGACCCCAGCUCCAUGUACUCCUUCCUGCUGGACUUCGUGCCGGCCGAUGGCUGUCGCUGGAAGUUCGUGAACGGAGAGUGGGUGGCGGCGGGACGGGCGGAGGGCCGCGGCGAAGGGCGGGGCCACGGCGGCAUCUACAUCCACCCCGACUCGCCAAACUUCGGAGCUCACUGGAUGAAGGCGGCCGUGACCUUCAACAAGGUCAAACUCACCAACAAGGUCAACACAGGAGAACAGAUCGUGCUGAACUCGCUGCACAAGUACGAGCCUCAGCUCCAUAUCGUGUGCGUCGGCUCUCGUCAUCGCCUCGUCUCCAACGUUUCCUUCAAGGAGACGCAGUUCAUCGCCGUCACCGCCUACCAGAACGAGGAGAUCACUGCUCUGAAGAUCAAAUACAACCCUUUUGCGAAAGCUUUCCUGGAUGCUAAAGAGAGGAACCCGGGCGGUCGGGUACCGGAGUCCUCAGAGAGUCGUGUCGGGAUUCAACCCUGCUGGUCACUGUGCUCAGCCGGAGGGGGCGGAGUCUUUCCCUACGCUGGCGGCCUCCCACUGACCUCACACCAUCACCACGGUUACCCGGGCCGACACACACCGUACCCUCCCCCCUACCUGCCGCACCGCGCACACUCCUCAGGUACCUGUGUGUGUUUUUCACAUCAUAGAUACGUUGUUGAAGACGGGUGGAGCUCCUCCCCCUCCACCAGCGCUGCUUCCUCACAGCCUCCUCCUCCUCACAACUCCAGUCAGUAUCCCUGUCUGUGGACGGUUGGAUGCAGUGAGCUAAGCCCCUCCCACUCACCCUGCACGGCUCUCCACGGACCAAUCAGCAGCGAGAGCCUCAUGCAGCCACCCAGUCACGGUCGAGUGGGCGUGGCCGGAUGGCCACCUGGCUCUACUCACUCUUUCUGAGGAUUGAUGUGAUUGGCCAAAUGGAAAUGAAGACCCCUGGUGCCCAGUGACUACUACUGAGUAUCAGUGUCUUUCUGGUCUUUCUAGUUAUUUGGAGUCACUACCUGGUACCUACUGGUGGCUACCAGUAAGUACCAGUAGCUAUUUGGAGUCACUACCUGGUACCUACUGGUGGCUAAUUGGGACUUGUUGUAAAUACAGUACUUUUAAACUUGUAUCUUCUGGUGAAUAUUUGUACAUACUUUUAUUUACUGGUGGCUAGUUAAGUAUUGGUCUUUUGUUCUGGUGAUUAUUGUACUAAUAUAUAUUAAACUAAUAGAUAAUAUAUAUACUACUAGGCUACAAGUAUUGGUGGCUACUAAUAUCUAUAAAUGGUUACAAAUAUCUACUGAUGGCUCCUAAUAUCUUUUGGAGGCUACUGAUGGCUCCUGAGAUAUAUUGGUGGCUACUAAUAUCUAUUUG